AUGUCGAAGCUGACGAGAAAAGGCGCGGCGGCGGCGGCGGCGGCGACGACGACGACGACGAUGGACGACGACGACGACGCAGAGGGGGAAAGAAAUUCCAAUUCCAAGGUUUACAUAGGGAAGAGGAAAGGGAGCAAGAACAAGAUGGACAAGCUGUACUCGUCGUUCAAAUCGAACUUGACGAAGAAAUCGACGCACUCGGGGGGAGGAGGAGGAGGAGGAGAAAACGGGACGGUCGAGAAGGAGGAGGAGAACGGGGAGGAAGACUCGGUCGAUCCGAGGGACUUGGGAGACGGGUUGAGGAGAGUUGAAUUUCCUUCCUCGGCGAAAGCUUCGUACCCGAAGUUUGAAAACGUGGAGAAAGAGUUUGAGGCCAUGUAUAAAGAGUUGGAGAAGUCUCGCGACGAUAAGAGAAAGGAAACGGAGAAGAUGGAGGAGAAGAUGAGGAGAAUGGUGAGCGCGGUGGAGAAGGAGGAGGAGGACGAGGAGGACGAGGAAUCGGCGGGGAAGAGUUUGACGGAUGAGGAGGCGUAUUUACGAGCGAAUUCUUCUUCGUUGCGUUUGCACAACAGGAUGUUUCGGAUCACGUUGUAUUCGUCGUUUCAACAAAUGGUGACGAUAGCGGUCGUGUUGUACGCUUUGUUGGAAACAGCGGAUAACUGGGAGGGGAAUUCCUCGACCGAGAAGAAAGGCGGGACGAGCUGGGAAGUCAUUCAAGCUUUGCACUACAUCGUUUCCUUGAUUUUCUUUUUUGAAGCCGGGGUGAAGAUUAUGGGUGCCGGGCCAACGGCGGUGAGCGAGAAAACUGGGAAGGAAACGCUCGUGAAGUGGAAACCUCUCGACUAUUUCGUGAAUUGGGAAAACGCCGUGGAUUUCACGAUUUUGUUCUUCAUGUCGUUAAAUUACAUCUCGACGUGGGCGAAUACUACCCUCGGGGAUUUAACGUACGAUCACAUACGAGUCAUACGUUUGUUUCGAUUGAAUCGAUGCGUGAGAUAUUUUCGACGCAAUCCUGAGUUUAAGAUCAUUUUGGACGGUAUUGGCUCUGGUAUCGCCUCCAUGGGAUGGGUUUUUGUGAUGUUGAUGAUUGUCAUGUACAUCUACGCCGUGCUAGGGACGAGUUUGUUCUACGGCCUCGAUCCGAAGAAUUUUCGAAGCUUGCCGUACGCGCUGAAUUCUGGGAUGGGCAUCGCCACCGGGUCUUCCUGGGAUGAGUUUCUCUACGCCACGUGGUACGGCUGCGAGCACUACGGCUACCCCUCGCCGAACGACGUGGAUUGUCCGUAUCGAUUAAACGCCGACGGUACGAAAACGUACGCCAAAGGUAACGGCGUUCUUUCGGCCAUCUACGUUAUUUCCAUGGCGUUUCUCGUCGGUAACAUCAUGAUGUCGCUCUUCAUCGGUAUCAUCACCGAACGAAUGGACCAAGCGUACGAGGCUAAGGAGACGUUGAAACGUAAGCGAAUCGUAAACGCGUUGCGAAAAACCAAAGGCGCAAUUUGGGAGUCUCGAGAGAAGAUGAACGAAACGUUGCCGGAAGCUGCGUACACAGAAGUCAUGGACAUGAUGAAUUUGUUGAGUGGAAGUGCUCAGACUCAAUCCAUGCACGAGAGAGAAGCGGCGACUGAGAACACGUGGUUUCAGGAUUUGCAGGUAAAACUUCAAAAGAUUACCCAAAACGACUUUUUCGAGUACUUCGUCAUGGGCGUGAUUGUAUUCUCGGCCAUUUUAUCGGGAUAUUCGACGCAGUUUUUGGAUUAUUCAAACCCAGAUGCCUCGCCUCCGGAAUGGACGGAAAUCCUCGAACGUAUUUUCAUCUUCACCUUCAUGAUUGAAUUUCUGAUAAAAAUUAUCGGUUUAUGGGACAAAGAGAGGACGUAUUACACCGGCGAAGACGCAAAGUGGAAUAUGUUCGACGCCGCGACCACUUUAGUUGGAUUUUUUGGCAUGGUUUUUGAAGACUCUGGCCUCGGCGGUGGCAGUAUAGCCGGAUUUUCUCGAAUCGUUCGUUUGCUUCGUUUGGCGAGACUGUUUCGAUUCUUCAAAGUUAUCCCGCAGUUGAACUUAAUCGCCAAGUCAUUAGUUCUCGGCGUGAAAUCUUUGAAAUACGUCGGUACCCUUAUGUGCUUCAUCUUCUACACGUGGGCUAUUGCCGGGGUGAUGCUUUUCUCGGACAACGAUCCGUUCUUCAUGCGAACGUUACCGGUUGCGUUUUACCACCUCUUUCGCGUGUCGCAACUCGAAUCCUGGGCAAAUAUUGUUCAAAUCAACCUAGAAGGUUGCGACAAGAACAGGUGGGGCGUAAACGACGGUGGCGCGGCGUACGUUGGUUUGCAAUCCAAUUCGGGCAUUCACGCCGACCGCGUAUACGAGUGUGAUCGUCCAAAGGCGCAACCAUUCGUUGGUUCACUCUAUUUCUACUCCUUUGUGGUGAUGUGCGGGAUGGUAAUUAUUUCCGUCUUCAUCGGGGUAAUAGUCAACGGAAUGCACGCGGCAACGGCGGAAUCCAAAAUCGAAUUCGAACGAGAAAAGAGAAAGGAAAUCAUCUCAGAACACUACGAAUUACCCGCGUCGAAACUCGAAUCCAUUCGCAGAGUCUGGAAGCGUAUCAACUGGGCGAAAGCCAAGACGAUCAAAAUCCACCAAGUCGAAAAGUUGAUGGAACAGCUCGGCGUCGGAUACGUUCCGGGAUACUUGCACAAAGUCGUGAGUUACUGGAAACCGCCUCCGGAAGGAAACCCGAGCGCUAAAGUCAACGAAAUCGAUUACCCGGAUUUCAUUUUGAUCGUUUGCUUGCUCGAGAGAGCCGCGUAA
Molecule: messenger RNA, 2814 nt
Organism: Bathycoccus prasinos
Lineage: Eukaryota; Viridiplantae; Chlorophyta; Mamiellophyceae; Mamiellales; Bathycoccaceae
Product: Ion transport protein
Exons: 1
Coding region: 1-2814 (937 amino acids)
Biological process (GO): neuronal action potential; membrane depolarization during action potential; calcium ion import
Cellular component (GO): plasma membrane; voltage-gated sodium channel complex; neuron projection
Molecular function (GO): low voltage-gated calcium channel activity; voltage-gated sodium channel activity
Source: RefSeq, a predicted model, not a curated record